CAAUGUUGGCAUUAAAAAUGUAAUGCUGGCAUUCAAUGGAAAACGUUGUUAAUUUUAAAUUAAAUGGAUUUAUACUACUGUGAGGACAAUUUUCAGGGUUUAUGAAAAAAUCUAAAUGACUUGUGUUCAAACAUUAUAUUCUGGACUGAUAUAUCUGUUUUUAGGAUUAAAAGAAUGUAUUGCUGGUGAUGUGUGUAUUGAUGAAGGAGAAGCUAUUUACUGUAGUAGUGGCUGCUGUGGCUCAUACAGAGACCAUCACUGCUGUUCACAUACAGGACUAAUUGUUGGCAUAGUAGUUUGUGUAGCUGUUAUAACAGGCAUUGUUGUUAUUUACUGUUAUUUAAAGCAUCGAAACAGGAAACGCACACAUGCGCAAUUCUUAAGACCGGUUGUACAUGGACAACCUGUUCCUCUUGUAAAUAAUAUAAAUCGAGGUCCAUCAACAAUAGCAGGUCCAGCUUUACCGGGAUAUCCGCCACCAUAUGAAUACUGCUACAACCAACCGCCAAUACAACCAAAGGGUCCACCUCCCGCAUAUGAUGUCGUGUACAGGACAGCAGCUGGAAUAGGCUCUUCUCCGAGUAAUAACAACGGCGGAUAUCCGCCAACAGUAAGCUAGUGACAGAUGUUUAAUCUUGUAUUCCUGUGAUAUGACAUAUUAUGUGUAAAUUUGAUCAAUGGUAAAAAUGAGUGAUUUCAAGUCAAGAAAUGUUCAAAGGUUUGGAAAAUGAAAAAAAAAUCUUCAGUGAUACAUUCUUUAAGUACAGACCAUUCACAUUUCGGGAGGGCAUGGGAUUUUUUUCUCGGGACAAAUAAUUAAUUUCAACUUUGAUAAAAAAAUGUCUUAAACAAUUUUAUUAAUAUAGAUUUUAGUACCAGUAAUUUUCAAAUCGUAAGUAAUCACUGUUGAACUAUUCCUUUUUGUCCAGGAUAGUCUUUAUUCUUAGACUCAAUAUGGAAUUAACUGUUUUUUAAAAUGAAUGUUCAUAUGUUCAUAAGAAUAAGGUGAAUGCUUUAGUCAAAGAAGGUAUAUUUUCUAUAGAGUUGUGAAGUGUUAAAAAACUUAGGUUUUAUGAUAUUGCGUUUUUAGAUUUAUAUACCAUUUUAGAAGAAAAACAAUUUGCAGUUUGAUAUUAUCAAUUGACUCUAGAAUAAGAAACAAUUUAUAAAAUCGGUUAGUUCGCACUGUAAUUAUUAUUAUUAUUAUUAUUAUUAUUAUUACAAGGCAUUUUUAAAGCGCAUUAUAUAAUACUACAAUUACUCUAAGCGCUUUACAUGUUAAAACAAAUAUACACAAGUUCGUACAAACACGAAACUACAAAGUUAAAAAUAAACCAAAAUAUGUUUAAAAGCAUACAACAUCAAAUCAACUAUCAAAAGUUAAGACUCUAAAACUUCAUCAACUUGGUUAAAAAUUAAAUAAAAGAAUUAUUAAUGAAUAAGUAAAAAUUUCAAUACUUGUUAUCUAUUAAAUAUUCCUAAAAUUGGUGAAUGCUACUACUAUUUUGUAUUUAAAAAUAAGUUACUAAAAGACAUAGGCUUAUAAUAAAAUGUUAUAUCAAAAUACAGAAACACAUCAAAUCAGACUAAAAUGUAAGAUAUUACUUUAGCAAAUCAACAUCAGUCAAAUACAAUCAAUCACGGUUCCAGGUCUUAACUAUAAGCGAUCCACAAAUGCAACUUUGAAUAAAUGCGUCUUUAGUCCUUUCUUGAAUAGUUCUAGCGAUUGUUCAUUUCUAAGAUUUGUUGGAAGGCUAUUCCACAGAGUCCCGGCCGCCACAUCAAACCUCCGUUCACCAUACAUUUUUGUCCGUGCAUUUUUUGGCAUCUUGAUUAAAGCAGCAUUUUCAGAUCGCAACGAUCGUGCUGGUUUGUAAAAAUGUAUGAGUUCACUCAGAUACGCAGGUGCAAGUCCAUGCAAGGCUUUGAAUACGUAAAGCAACAGUUUAUACUGGCAUCGGAAUUUAAAUGGUAGCCAAUGAAGAGUCAUAAGUGUUGGGGUUAUAUGUUCAAACUUCUUUUUGCGGGUUACUAGCCUGGCAGCGGU
Messenger RNA from Mytilus californianus (California mussel), 2047 nucleotides. RefSeq lists its product as uncharacterized. Bases 116 to 619 code for a protein of 167 amino acids. Lineage: Eukaryota; Metazoa; Mollusca; Bivalvia; Mytilida; Mytilidae. The transcript is spliced from 3 exons. The record is from RefSeq and is a predicted model, not a curated record.